AUGGAUAAGUUUGUAUCCAAAUGGAAGAAGCCAGUUUCAUCUUCAUCAAGUAAUGUGGAUUUAAAUGAUAAAGAUAGUGGCAAAAGACAACGAGUAGAAGUGGAAUUGACGGAAUAUGACAUUGUUGGUGAUCCGGGAUUGCGAAAACCUAUUGAUGAUUAUCCUUUUGCUAUUAGAGAUGAAUUGAGGAGACGAUACUUGGCAAAAGGUCCAUUUCAACCACAUGAUCACAAUUUUCCGAAGUCUAGUUUUGGUAAGAAUAUGAGAUCAUUUCAAAAGGCAUGGUUUACGCAAUAUGAUUGGCUCGAAUAUAGUAUUCAGAAGGAUGCCGCUUUUUGUCAAUGUUCGUCAUUUAGAGACCAAAGGCAUAAUGUGGAUUAUGUGUUAUCACAAAAGGGCACUGAAACGGAGAUUGACUACCGCGUUCGGCUAACGGCGGUUGUGAAAGUUGUUCGAUUGCUUUUAGGGGGAGGUUUGCCAUUUCGUGGACAUGAUGAGUCAAAAGAUUCAAUACGAAAAGGUCAUUUUCUUGAAAUUUUGGAUUGGUAUUGUGAGGAGAAUGAAGAAGUGAAGAAGGUCAUGAACUUGAAUGCUCCCGGGAAUAAUCAGUUGACUUCUUCAAAAAUUCAGAAAGAAAUCAUCAAUGCUUGUGCUACAGAGCAUUACAAUGACCUUGUACAACGUAUUCAAAGUGGUGAGAUUUCUACAGGGACCGGCUUGAAUCAAGAAACAAGUUUAGCUCGACCGGGUGCUACGCGUUGGGGAUCUCACUAUAGGACAAUCAAGCGGAUGUUGGAAAUGUGGGAUGCGGUACAAGACGUUCUUGAUACUAUUGAGAGUGAAGCCACAGAUUUCCAAAGUCGAGGCGUUGCUAGAGGUUUGAUUGCUAAAUCAACAACUUUUGAAUUUGUAUUCAUUGCUUAUUUGUUGGUGACAAUAUUGGAUAAAACAAGCGUACUUUCGGCGGCCUUACAAGAAAAAAGUCAAAAUAUUGGUAAAGCCUUCGUUUUGAUUAGAACGUUGAAGGAAGAUUUGGGAAGUUUAGGGAGGAUGGUUGGGAGGAACUUCUUGAAAGUGUCAAGGAAUUUUGUUCUCAAAAAGGCAUUUUGGUGCCUAAUAUGGAAGAUCAUUUACCGGGUCGGCCUAGGUCUAAAAGACAAGUGGAUGACCAACCAAAGACUUAUUUGCAUUUUUUUCGACGAGACAUUUUUCUUCCGGUAA
Messenger RNA from Striga hermonthica, 1221 nucleotides. Lineage: Eukaryota; Viridiplantae; Streptophyta; Magnoliopsida; Lamiales; Orobanchaceae. The record is from the annotation of a GenBank genome assembly.